Molecule: messenger RNA, 160 nt
Organism: Durusdinium trenchii
Lineage: Eukaryota; Dinophyceae; Suessiales; Symbiodiniaceae
Source: the annotation of a GenBank genome assembly
GAUCGCGAGCGCCGCGGCAACGACCGCGACCGCCGCGGAGAGGACCGAGGUCGCGACGGCCGGGAGGGCCGUGGUGGCGAUGAAGAUCGUCCUGACCGGCGCUACGCCGCGGCCACCACGCCCACCUUGCGACCCAGGCCGGGCCAGGAGGAGCGUGGAG